This is a messenger RNA of Closterium sp. Naga37s-1, 564 nucleotides long. The record is from the annotation of a GenBank genome assembly. NCBI's taxonomy places the organism in Eukaryota, Viridiplantae, Streptophyta, Zygnematophyceae, Desmidiales, Closteriaceae.
AUGGCUGCAGCAGAGGUGGCUGACGUCAGCGUGGGGAGUCUACCAGACGAUGGGGAGGACCGGCGGGAGAUAGGGCACUUGGCAGAGUGGAGUGUGAGCUCCGCCAAACCCGGCAAUGGCGUCGAGCUUCUGCGGGACGGAAAGGCGGACACGUUCUGGCAGUCAGAUGGAUCACAACCACACUUGGUGAACAUCCAGUUUCAAAAGAAGGUCCGGUUGCAGCAUGUGUCACUGCACGUGGAUUUCAAGCUGGACGAGAGCUACACGCCCAACAAGGUGUCCAUUCGAGCUGGCAACUCCUUCCACGACGUCAAGGAGGUGAAGCUAGUGGAGAUGAAUGAGCCAUCUGGGUGGGUGCACAUACCGCUGCGACCCAGUGAUGACAGGGAGUACCUGCGAGCGUUCUACCUGCAGCUGGCAGUCAUCUCCAACCACCAGAACGGCCGUGACACGCACAUCAGACAGAUCAACAUUUAUGGUCCCCGCCAGAAUGUGGUGAGAGCAGUAGGGGUACCCAUGGAGUUCAAUACAGUGGAAUUUGGCGUGUAUGCUGCUGUUAGGUAG